UUUAAUCACAACAAUAGACCGGGAAGGUUCACAGCUGUUCCAAAAGACAAAACAAAGUAAUGAAGAGAGGUAAGCUUUUAUGAAUGGUUGAACCUUUAGAAACAAACAACAAAAUAAUAUAACGGUAAAAACAAUAAAAUAACGAUACAAGAUACAUGUCUGUAGCAGUUUGCAGCCGAGUGCGGAGCGAACGGAAGGAAGAAAAAAAAAAAAAAAAAAAAAAAAAAAAAAAAAAAGAAAAAAGAAAAAAAAAAAAAGUCUAUUGUCAUUUUAUUUUCCUUCCGCUCUCCGUUCACCCUCAACCAUAAUGUUAAAUUUUACACGUUUUGCCACGUUAGAAAAGGUGGUGGUGAUGUGGCGUAGUGGUAGUAGUCACCCCUACAACAAAGUUGGCCAUGAAUGCAGCAAGACCCUUGCAUAGUUGCGUGUAUCAUCGAGCUCACAUCUCGAGGGGCCGCUGCCACGACAAUACAAGGCGGCAUGCUGUGAGAGCAAUACUGACGAGCACGAUGUACAUGACGCGCAUAAACCCCUGGGCGCGCCCAGACGUCGGCCGAAGCGGGGAACAUGUUAAAGCGGCCCCAGUAUUCAAUCAGCGCUCAGUUCGUAUGCGAUGGGAUCGACCCGCCAACCCGAUGAGAGCGUCGAUGACAUUCAGAUUGCGCAAAGGGGGUGGCAGGUCGUUCCAGCACCGAGUAGCAGCGAAUCUGAAAGAGCCGCGAAACGCCAUGGAGCGGUGCCUUGGAGUGGCAAAAAUGUGUGUGCAAGCCCUUCUGCGUUGAGAAAUGGGGUGACAUGUGCUCGGGGUGGCACCGUAAAGCAGAAACGGGCACAAGCAUUCUGCACCCUCUGCACCAGCUUGGCUGACCUAGCCAUGAGACAGGGCCCGUAUACAGUGUCACAAUAGUUGAGCCUACUGAGGACAAGGGACUCACACAGUGCUAUUCGCAGGCCCUCACUCAGGUAUGACCUUAGCUUGUACAGGACUUUGAGGCGGUAAAAGCAGCUUCUUGCGCAUUCGGUGACAUGGGUUUCAAAUCGCAACUGGUUUUCGAAAACAAGUCCCAGAUUUCUGACUCUGUCCACUCUUUCAAUCUGUUCACCAUUAAUCUGUAUAUUUAGAGACCGAUCCCCGAGUUUUCCGAUGUUCUGAGGGGUUCCCGUGAGUAUGAGCUGGGAUU
Molecule: messenger RNA, 1181 nt
Organism: Ostrinia nubilalis (European corn borer)
Lineage: Eukaryota; Metazoa; Arthropoda; Insecta; Lepidoptera; Crambidae
Exons: 4
Coding region: 396-782 (128 amino acids)
Source: RefSeq, a predicted model, not a curated record